Penaeus vannamei (Pacific white shrimp) is the source of this 677-nucleotide messenger RNA. The record is from RefSeq and is a predicted model, not a curated record. NCBI's taxonomy places the organism in Eukaryota, Metazoa, Arthropoda, Malacostraca, Decapoda, Penaeidae.
UCCGACAUUCGACGAUGGUGCGUCGACGCCUUCAGGUGUUUGGCUGCGUGCUGUUCGCGUGGGCUGCGACGGCGGCCGCAGGAGGCGUCCCGCAGGCGCCUCGGGCUCCGUGCCCCUGCAGUCUGGAGGCCGACGCCCUCGACUGCUCCGGCCUCGGCCUCGACAGCGUUCCCCAGGGCUGCUUCGUGCUGCACCCCGGGAUCUCCGCCCUCAUCCUCGACGACAACGCCAUCAGCCGCCUGGAGGAGGCGGACUUCGCGGCCGUGGGCGCCUCUCUCACCGAGCUCGUCCUCCGCAACAACCCUGUGGAUUUCGUUCACAAGCACGCCUUCUCCAGCCUGACGGCGCUGCAGACUCUGCACCUCGGCGGGACCAACUUGGCCUUCCUUCCGCCGGGUCUGUUCGCGCAGCUCCACGCCCUGACGUACGUCAACCUCAACAACGCCGGGCUCCGCGGCCUGCCCCAGCGGCUGUUCAGCGAGAGGCUCGUCGAGAGCGUGGCGCUGGAGAUGGACGUCCCAGAGAUGGCGGUGGUGCCGUGCGCCACGCUCAGCGCUCUCCCCCGGGGCAGCAGCAUCAACGUCACCUCACAAUACCUGUGGGCUCCUACGCCCAGGAAGCUCUGAACUGUUCCGAAGUCGCGCCCUUGCCUCUCAAGACUUCGCUGUGUUCCCUGU